Molecule: messenger RNA, 1612 nt
Organism: Sorghum bicolor (sorghum)
Lineage: Eukaryota; Viridiplantae; Streptophyta; Magnoliopsida; Poales; Poaceae
Product: SPX domain-containing protein 1
Exons: 3
Coding region: 339-1265 (308 amino acids)
Biological process (GO): cellular response to phosphate starvation
Source: RefSeq, a predicted model, not a curated record
ACGUCUUCCACCCUCGAAGGGUGGCCUUUUCGGCGGCGAGCGAGGGCGAGGAAUAAACUCCGCGUCGCCCACGCACCGCAACAAAUAAUAUCCUUCCACGCGAAUAUUCGCCGCUUCCCACCUCCCCGCCCCGCAUAUCCUUCCUUCCGUCCGUCCGCCCCGCUUUCCCUUCCCCUCUAUUUCACAACCCCAUCAGCCGCGACGAUCACCGGCGAGACUCAUCACCGGCGCAAUCCGUCCACCCACACACCCACUCACUCAUCCACUCCCCCCUCCGGGAAUCUCAUUUUCUUUACCGCGGUUAGGAGGCGGCGGCGUCGGCGGCGUCGGCGGCGGCGAUGAAGUUCGGCAAGAGCCUGAGCGGGCAGAUCGUGGAGACGCUCCCGGAGUGGCGCGACAAGUUCCUCUCCUACAAGGACCUGAAGAAGCGCCUCAAGCUCAUCGGCGCCGGGAACGGGGCCGCCGAGCGGCAGCCGAAGCGGGCCCGCCGCGACGACGCCGGGGAGCCUGACGCGUCCGCGGCGGCGGCGGCGAUGACGCCGGAGGAGGCGGACUUUAUGCGGCUCCUGGAGGCCGAGCUCGACAAGUUCAACUCUUUCUUCGUCGAGAAGGAAGAGGAGUACAUCAUCCGCCAGAAGGAACUGCAGGACCGGGUGGCCAGGGCGGCCGGCCGGGAGUCCAAGGAGGAGCUCAUGCGGGUGCGCAAGGAGAUCGUCGACUUCCAUGGCGAGAUGGUGCUGCUCGAGAACUACAGCGCCCUCAACUACACCGGAUUGGUUAAGAUUCUCAAGAAAUACGAUAAGAGAACUGGAGCCCUGAUCCGGCUGCCCUUCAUCCAGAAAGUUCUUCAGCAGCCUUUCUUCACCACUGAUCUCCUGUACAAGCUUGUGAAGCAGUGUGAAGCCAUGCUGGAGCAGCUCCUUCCGGUUAGUGAGGCAUCUGUAUCCAGUGAAGAUGUAAAAGGAGACAGUAAUGAUGAAGAGAAGCUGGCAAAGCCGAGUUCUUCCUUGGUAAAUGGUGGUGGCAUUCCAGAGUUAGAUGAGAUUGAGUACAUGGAGAGUAUGUACAUGAAGAGCACCGUUGCAGCCCUUAGGUCACUGAAGGAGAUCCGGAGCAAGAGUUCAACUGUCAGUAUGUUCUCGUUGCCACCUCUUCAGGGCAACAAUGCACAGGACAGUUACCAGAUCCGGGCAGAGCAAACCAAACUAGAUGAAGAGCCAGAGAGGUGGAGCAAAGUAACAGUGAUAGAGCAGGCGGCCAAAUGACAGGUCGAAUGUGCAACAUCUGAUGCCUCAGUUCGUCACGAUUUUAGACUUACAUUUGCUGGAGAUGAGGCUGGGAUCUCAAUCUCCCUGUCGUAUAUUCAGUAAUUUGUAUGAAUUCAGGAUUCCUAACAGCUGUAAAAUGGUGGAAAUGUUAAAUCAUAGAAUCCCAGCACAACCGUGAGACAGAACAGAACUGAUUUUAUUCACUAUUGUGAAUUGAUCAUGUAUUUUUGCCGAUCUACAAUCGUUUACUGAGUUUAUGAUUGGGUGUUGCUACUGCUUGUGAUUAUCAAAGAAAAACACUGAACUGAUUUUAUUCACUUUUUGUGAAUCGAUCAUGUAUUUUU